AUGGCAGCUCACACUAUUUCCUUUCUCUUCCUUCUCACAGCUCUUCUAGCCCUGGCCAUGCCGUUCAUGGCCAGUGCGGCGCGACCUUUGAGUCGUGACUCAAUUGGGUCAAGCAUGAACCUCGCAUCGAGGUUGAAGUUGGACGAAGAAUCAGCAAACUGCUGGGAAUCUUUGUUUCAGCUGCAGGCAUGUUCCGGCGAGGUUGUCAUGUUUUUCUUGAAUGGUGAGACUUACAUAGGGCACGGGUGUUGCGAAGCCAUUCGGACCAUUGAGCACCAGUGUUGGCCUGCCUUGCUUGGCACGCUAGGGUUUACCACUGAAGAGACUGAUGUACUCAAGGGUUACUGUGACGAAGCCGACCAUAUUGAGUCCCCUCCUUCCACGACACCAUCACCACCGUCGAUCAGUAAGCCUGCUACUACUAAACCAGUUGUUACUGGUUGGGAGAAGUUGGUUCCUUAA
Pyrus x bretschneideri (Chinese white pear) is the source of this 462-nucleotide messenger RNA. Its product is annotated as egg cell-secreted protein 1.1. Lineage: Eukaryota; Viridiplantae; Streptophyta; Magnoliopsida; Rosales; Rosaceae. The record is from RefSeq and is a predicted model, not a curated record. Bases 1 to 462 code for a protein of 153 amino acids. The transcript has a single exon. Gene Ontology annotation, biological process: double fertilization forming a zygote and endosperm.